This is a messenger RNA of Anguilla anguilla (European eel), 5355 nucleotides long. RefSeq names its product protein arginine N-methyltransferase 8-B-like. Gene Ontology annotation, molecular function: protein-arginine N-methyltransferase activity. The record is from RefSeq and is a predicted model, not a curated record. Gene Ontology annotation, cellular component: plasma membrane. NCBI's taxonomy places the organism in Eukaryota, Metazoa, Chordata, Actinopteri, Anguilliformes, Anguillidae. The transcript has 11 exons. Gene Ontology annotation, biological process: peptidyl-arginine methylation. Bases 1177 to 2376 code for a protein of 399 amino acids.
GUGAUCAGCCGAGGCAAUGCGACGAUGCAAUAGACCAGAGAGUUUGACAAGAUGCGUCUAUAGCCUAUUUCUCGGAUGAAAGACACAGCCGACAUAGCGCGUAGGAAACAGGGAAGCGGUGAUCCUAUUGGUCCUUAUUGCUAUAGAGAUAUGACUCCGAUUUCCACAUUCUCUAAUGCACAAAUCUAGUGCGAACUGCGAAGGUAGAACACCAGUUGGCGUGUAGGAGGUAGCGAAUUAUGAAAUGCAUUCUUGAACAUGGAGGUCGAAUGUAGGAUUACUUUCCUAUUGUUCCAAAUGUUAUUUUCAUAUUUCAGCCUCGGCAGGUUAAGUUAAACUUACGCUACAUGACGCGGGCGAAUAAUGGUGAAACGCAAUACGAAAUGGGGCAAUUAAAACUCAAGAAUAUUUACGUCUAACGCAAAAGGAAACCGCAUUAUUUUUAAGAACAGGAUUUCAAGAAAUGGUCCAAUUAGUGAACUGACAGGAUUGUGAUACCUUCGUCUUGGGAGCCCGCUAGAACUUCUCUGGGCAAAUAAUACAACGAAAAAACGCAGACACAGCACAAAUACUGAAGGAUCGUUAACAUAAACAUUUGAUAAGAGUGUCGGGGACAUAAUUUAAUUGUUUUUCUCCAAUGCGAUGACAUGUUUUUAAACCCUAUUCCGUUUACCGGGCUGUGAUGAAGUUUGUGACUCUAGGCUACAUGUCUCAAUAACGCGCAGGGGGGUAACGGAACGCUUUCUGCACUUUUCACGAUAGUUGCGGCAUUAAUGCUGCAAGCCCUCACAAGAUGAAACACAACAGAUAACUUUUGCACAGUGGAUUCUAGGACCCUUUCAACUAGAAUUAGAGGUCGCACUUCUUUGGGGACUUCACCAAGUUUUUAAUUGUUAUUAAUUGUUUUCUCAAUUAAAAUAAUGUAUUUGGCCAUUGAAUAGACUAGUGUCGAUUAACAGGAUGGACAAAUAAUUUAGCGGAGCUAAUUAUACAGGAGACAUGUUCUAUUCACCUGAUUUCUCGGUUUUUUCCUCUCCUCGAGUUGAAUAAAUCUGGUGGCUCUUAUGGGAAUGAAACACUCCUCCCGCUGCAUGCUCCUACGGAGAAAAAUGGCGGAGGCCGAGAACCCAGAGGUAGGCACGGGAGACACAAUGCAGAGAGCCUGGAAGACAAAACAUGGUGCCGAGUGGGACAGGACAUGGUGACACGUCUUUGAAAUUGACCAAUCAGGAGCCCCCCAUCCGUAUUGUCCCUUCCCAGUCUGUACAACCCUCCUCCCGGCCCAAACCCAUACCCUCAGUCAACCAUGUGCCCCUCCUGCCCCACACACCCCAUCCAGGGGGCUCUUCCAGCUGUCCCGGUCGGGGAAAGAUGGCUAAGUUCCUAAACCCUGAGGAGAUGACGUCCCGCGACUAUUACUUUGACUCGUAUGCUCACUUUGGCAUCCAUGAGGAGAUGCUGAAGGAUGAGGUGAGGACACUGACCUACAGGAAUGCCAUGUACCACAACAAGCACAUCUUUAAGGACAAGGUGGUCCUGGAUGUGGGCAGCGGCACGGGCAUCCUCUCCAUGUUUGCAGCUAAAGCAGGAGCCAAACACGUGUACGGGAUUGAAUGCUCCAGCAUUUCUGAAUACUCAGAGAAGAUCAUAAAGUCUAACCACCUGGACGGUGUCAUCACCAUCUUUAAGGGGAAGGUGGAGGAGGUGGAGCUUCCGGUGGAGCGGGUGGAUAUCAUCAUCUCAGAGUGGAUGGGCUACUGCCUUUUCUACGAGUCCAUGCUCAACACCGUCAUCUUCGCCAGAGACAAAUGGCUGAAACCUGGAGGCCUGAUGUUUCCGGACCGAGCUGCUCUCUAUGUGGUCGCUAUUGAGGAUCGACAGUACAAGGACUUUAAAAUCCACUGGUGGGAGAAUGUGUACGGCUUUGACAUGACCUGCAUCCGUAAUGUGGCCAUGAAGGAGCCUCUGGUGGACAUUGUGGACCCAAAGCAGGUGGUGACCAACUCCUGCCUGAUAAAGGAAGUGGAUAUCUACACCGUGAAGAUAGAGGACCUGUCCUUCACCUCGGCGUUCUGUCUCCAGAUUCACCGUAAUGACUAUGUGCACGCCCUGGUCACCUACUUCAACAUCGAGUUCACCAAGUGUCACAAGAAAACUGGCUUCUCCACAGCCCCUGAUGCUCCUUACACACACUGGAAGCAGACAGUGUUUUACCUGGAGGAUUACCUGACCGUCCGCAGGGGGGAGGAGAUCAUCGGAAGCAUCGCUGUCAAGCCCAACGAGAACAACAACCGGGAUCUGGACUUCACCUUGGAGCUGGACUUCAAAGGGCAGCUGUGUGAGGCCGCCAUCUCCCACGAGUACAAGAUGCGCUAGGCCCCCUGCUGCAAGGGUGCUACGGUGCCAGGGGGAGUCCUGAGCCCCACAGAGCAGCAGACACCUUCAUCACAGUGGUGCUGACCAAUCACAUACCAGGAUGCGGGAGGAGUCUUCCGUGCAGGCCGUCCAAUCGCAAGCCGACACCAGCCACUCAGAGAAUCACUCAGAGAGGAACUACAGGAUGCAACACUUUCAAGUUUCAAGAACGUUCUUUUUCAGUGUGAAUGUUAUUAGUGGUAAUUAUACAUCAUUGUUUAAGGAAUGAUAUCAAGGUGUAUUUGUUUGCUUGUGCUAUUGAUUUCAGGCUAUGCUGAGUGGUGUAGGUCUUGCAGAAUAAUGAGAACAGAAGACACUCUUUCUCACACUUCUUUAUAUUUUAAAAACGAGCUUUCACAUGAGCUCUUACACCAGGAUUAUGUUAUGAGACUGUUUUAGGGAAUAUUUACUGCAGUAAAUGUACAGAACCAGAGAGAAUUUAUGUCAUAAUGAAAGGAACCAUUUGCAGUAUUGACUAAUAAGUUAUUUUUUUCAUAUUUAUAUUUAUUUGCAUGUUUAGCCAUUUAGCCAGUCAAAUCAUGAUUUGUCAAUAUUUAUUGUACCAUUUAGGGUAUUAACAUGUAUAUUUUUCAGAAAAUCGACAAGGCUGUAAGAUUUGAAACAGCCAUUUUUAAAAGUCAGUGCUGCAGGGUUCUCAUAGCUCUUAUUUUGUUAACUUCUGCAUUUAGGGAUUGGGGGUUAGGGCUGGGUGAAUUAUGUAAAUUCACUGACGUGAAGUGUGAGUGGUGGUGUGUUUACUGUAGGACUUAGGAUGUUUUUGUGCAAUAAUAACAGAUAUGGAGGGGGGGGUGUUGCUUGUUGGCAUGUGCAGUAUGGUACUUAGUGUGUUUCAGGGGAAAAGCAGAGCCCCUGGACAUCCAGGCUUUAAGGUGAACACUGCUUGCUCAGGUGAGAGAAGUUUGUUCAGGUGAACACUGCUUGCCCAGGUGAGAGCAAUUUGUUCAGGUGAACACUGCUUGCUCAGGUGAGAGCAGUUUGUUCAGGUGAACACUGCUUGCUCAGGUGAGAGCAGUUUGUUCAGGUGAACACUGUUUGCUCAUGUGAGAGCAGUUUGUUCAGGUGAAUGCAGUUUGUUCAGGUGAACACUGCUUGCUCAGGUGAGAACAGUUUGUUCAGGUGAACAAUGCUUGCUCAGGUGAGCGCUGUUUGUUCAGGUGAACACUGCUUGCUCAUGUGAGAGCAGUUUGUUCAGGUGAACGCAGUUUGUUCAGGUGAACACUGCUUGCUCAGGUGAGAGCAGUUUGUUCAGGUGAACUCUGCUUUCUCAGGUGAGAGCAGUUUGUUCAGGUGAACUCUGCUUUCUCAGGUGAGCGCUGUUUGUUCAGGUGAACAGUACUUGCUCAGGUGAGAGCAGUUUUCUCAGGUAGAUGCUCUCUGCUCUUGAGCAUUGUUCUGUUGGUGGAGGAACUUUGGCUCCAUAUCCUCCCCUUAUAACAGGCUCUCUUACACCAGGGGCACCCCAAAACCAUGUUAAUAGGUUUGGGAGGUAUGGCGCUUCCUGUGGGACUGUUCCUCAUGUACUGGGGUGCUAGUGGCUCUCCUGCACCCUGCUGGUCAGCCCUGGAACUGUGGCCUCCCCUCCCCAUCACCUGUGCUCUUAACAAUGGUCAUUGCCAAGGCAACGGCUGGAGGCUUCAUCCGGUCCAACUGUGAGCUCCUUCACAGCAGUGAAGUACUGUACUGACCCUUAAAGAGACAUCCUAUCCACUAAUACUGUUCCCUAUCCGGUAACACAUAGCUCCAGCCUAUCCACUAACACAGAGCUUAUGAUAUCCACUGACUAUGCUGCUCUCUAUCCAUUAACAAUGCUGCUCCCUAUGCACUAACUCAGUGCUGCUCCCUAUCCACUAACAAUGCUGCUCCCUAUUCACUACACAGAGCUGCUCUCUAUCCACAAGCACAGCACUACUCCCUAAUAGUGCUGCUCCUUGUCUACUAGCAAUUUUGCUCCCAGUCCAUUAACACAGAGCUGCUCCCUAUCCACUAAGCCAGAGCUGCUCUCUAUCCAUUAAGACAGAGCUGCUCCCUAUCCACUAACACCAAGCUGCUCUCUUUGCUCUGUGCUUGGGGUUAUUUUACAUGCCCAUUCUGCUGUCGGAGCUGCAUUUGGUUCUGGUUCUGGAUGACUGGUGGUUUGUCCGUCUGGGCUGUGGAUAACCCUUCCCUAGCAGCAUUGGGCACAUCUAACUGGGCCGAGACAGAACCAUCAGCACCAGCGCACAAAGCAAAGGACAGGGUUUUGUUAGGGAUUAGGAUGUCUCUGAAUUUACUUUUUUUUUUUUUGGUUCAGUAUGAAACUCUGUAUUCAUGUAUUUCUUAUGUAUUAUCAUCUGGUACUGUACUGUGCAUAUUGGAAAUACUGCAAUAUCUUUCUCUUGUGUCAAACAUUUAGGACAAUAUUGAUAAGAAUAGAUUAAAACAGCAUGCAUAUUGGCAGUGUUGCCUUAAAUAUUUUUUGGGUUAUUUACAGUAACAAAGUUAAGAAUAAAAGUAUUUAAGGACAUAUACAAAAUAAGAUUAUUUAUAUUACAGUAAAUGUUUUAAGGAAUAUUCUACUCAGAGUUUAAUAUAAAUGAUGGAGAUCUAAAGGAAUAGUCUUAGUUUAAUGUUAAUGAAUAAGAUCACAAAGGAAUGGUCUCAGUUUCAUGUAAAUUACUUGAAUCAAAAAUCAUCUCUGUUUAAUGUUAAUGACUAAGAUCAGAAAAGAAUAGUCUCAGUUUAAUGUCUAAGAUCAGAAACUGCCGAAACCUUUAUUUUAGCUGAAGUCUUUUACAGCUCAAAACACCACCUGGUCAGGAACCUUGCUAAUGUAUUAGUACAUAUUUAAGAUUAAUAAUGUCAGUGUACAGUUUUGUCUUCCUAAUGUUACAGCUACCAUGGAAGUUUUUACUGUCAAAUUAAUAAACUGACUGAACCAUC